UCUUCUUUUUGUGAGAGUAAUUUACCACUUACGAUGAAAACAAUCAUGGCUGGAGGUACACGUAAUGAAAUAAAUUUCAACAGGCUUCUGCAGCAAUGCCGGGCCAUGGCAGAAGAUAAAGAAAACAGAGACUGGCGUUUUGAAAAGUAUAUCGGAGCCCUCCAAAAUUACCUGACAGAACUGAAAAAGUCCCCAAGCAAAACAACCCAAGAGACACUGCUAGAGUACCAGAAGCAAGUGGAUCUGCUGAAAGGCUUAGCUGAGGCAGAAAAAAAGCCAUGUGUCGCAGAGAGAGCUCUAAUUACGGAGCGAUUGCGUCCCGUCAGCUCAAAUGUCAACAGUGCUCCCUCGAGGCAGCUUCAGGCCAAAGCAAAGGCGAAGUGUGAGGAGGAUGUUAGAGCAGAACUGCUGGGAACAAACAAAUCACAAGAAGGUGGUGACGGCUUGCGGCAUCGCGGCAAGGGGCAGGAGGAAGAAGAUAUCAACACUAUACUACAGCACCACCAUAAGCUGCAGGAGAAACUGGCUGAAGAUAUGCUCAUGCACACUCGGGCACUCAAACAGAACAUGACAGAAGCUAACCGGGUCGUUAGGGAUGAUACCAAGAAACUCUCGGACAGCACACGUCUGGCAGACACCAACCUGAGCAAACUGAAGGUGGAGAGUGAACGUCUAGAGGCGCAUACGAAGACCUGCUCCUGGUGGAUCUGGCUCAUGCUUGUCAUCGUCAUCAUUACCUUUAUCUCUAUGGUGCUCUUCAUGAGGCUUUUCUCAAAAUGACCUUUGCCCUUUUGAUGUAUUUUAAUAAUGUGGUUGUUUUAUAUUUCUUGUUGCUUGUUACUCAUCCUCGGUGAGUGGUUGGCGGGUGCUCUGGUGUGGUUUGCUUCUUCUUUCCUAUGAAACAUCUAUCAUCCUUAUCUACCCUUC
Aplysia californica (California sea hare) is the source of this 927-nucleotide messenger RNA. Its product is annotated as vesicle transport protein USE1. The transcript is spliced from 6 exons. The record is from RefSeq and is a predicted model, not a curated record. The coding region runs from base 34 to 780 and encodes 248 amino acids. Gene Ontology annotation, biological process: retrograde vesicle-mediated transport, Golgi to endoplasmic reticulum. Gene Ontology annotation, molecular function: SNAP receptor activity. NCBI's taxonomy places the organism in Eukaryota, Metazoa, Mollusca, Gastropoda, Aplysiida, Aplysiidae. Gene Ontology annotation, cellular component: SNARE complex; endoplasmic reticulum.